Molecule: messenger RNA, 1224 nt
Organism: Trichomonas vaginalis G3
Lineage: Eukaryota; Parabasalia; Trichomonadida; Trichomonadidae
Product: myotrophin family
Exons: 1
Coding region: 1-1224 (407 amino acids)
Molecular function (GO): protein binding
Source: RefSeq, a predicted model, not a curated record
AUGAGUGAAUGUUUGAAAUACCAAAAACCAAAAGAGUACUUAAUGAAAUAUGCUUUAUUCUCGCACAAUAUAGAUUUCGUUACAUUCUUAAUGAACGAAUACAACAUUAAAAUUGAUUUGGAAUAUUGUAUCAAAUAUAAUAAUCCUCUUGCAUUUUUAGUUUAUUUAGAUCAAACUAAAGAUAUUAACAACUGCUUGAUUUAUUCACCAUUGUUUAAUAAUGUUAAACUUUGUGAAUAUUUGAUUUCACAUGGUGCAAAUGUAAAUUCUAAAGAUAAAGAUCAAAAAAACGCUCUUCAUAAUGCAGCAUGCAGAAAUAUAAAAGAAAUAACAGAACUUCUUAUUUCACAUGGUGCAGAUGUAAAUUCUAAAGAUAAAGAUAAACAAACCGCUCUUCAUAUUGCAGCAGAAUAUAAUAGCAAAGAAACUGCAGAAAUUCUUAUUUCAAAUGGUGCAAAUAUAAAUGCUAAAAUGAGUUAUGGACGUACUGCUCUUCAUAUUGCAGCAGACAACAAUAGCAUUGAAAUAGCAGAAAUUCUUAUUUCACAUGGUGCAGAUAUCAACGAAAAAGAUAAUGAUGGAGAUGACGCUCUCUAUUAUGCAAUUCAUGAUAAUAGUAAAGAAAUGGUUGAAUUUCUUAUUUUCCACGGUGCAAUUAUAUCUACCCAUCUUAAGAAAGCAGCAUCACAGAAUUGUAAAGAAAUAGCAGAAUUUCUUAUUUUACACGGUGCGGAUAUAUCUACCGCUCUUCAUGAUGCAGCACACAGUAAUUCAAAAGAAGUAGCAGAACUUCUUAUUUUACACGGUGCAGAUAUAAAUGCUGAAGAUAUAAAUGGAAAAACUCCUCUUCAUAUGGCAGCAAGAAACAAUAGCAAAGAAACAGCAGAACUUCUUAUUUUGCAUGGUGCAGAUAUAAAUGCCAAAGACAAAGACGGAUACACUGCUCUUCAUUGGGCAGCAAUAUCUAAGGACAAAGAAACAGCAGAACUUCUUGUUAUGCAUGGCGCAGAUGGAAAUGCCAAAGACGAAGACGGAGAAACACCUCUUCAUCAUGCAGUAUUUCAUGAAGUUGAAAAAAUAAUAAAACUUCUUAUUUCACAUGGUGCCGAUAUAAAUGCCAAAUCAAAAUUCGGACAUACACCGCUUUAUUAUUCAACAGGAAAAUAUGCUCGUUAUGAAAUAACUAGACUUCUUAUUUCACUCUGUGCCAAAGGUGAUUAUUAA